CUGCGCUCUCAUUGGACGAGCGGUGUCAGCAAAACUAACCACCAUCUCAGUCAUAGUUCAUAAACUAUUUCUCUCUUUCUCGGCCUCUCACUGUAUUGUCAUAUAUAUUUAGUUCAAGGAGGCUUCAGUUAAAGUGUCGCGAGGUCCGCCUGGAUGGCUGAAGCCUCCGUUACAGACACAUCAAAGUUGAAUCCUGAGUCAGCUGAGUUUGUUCCACAAGCUAAACCAAACCAGUCACAUCCUAGAAGAAGUUACAGGCCGCUGGACAACAGCCAGGACCGGAGGGCUCAUCAUGCCGGGAAGCAUCAGCGAUUUAGACAGUCUAAUCAUGGGGACAAUGCAUUUAAAAACCCUGAGAAUAAUGCACUAAUCCCUCCAGAACUUGCCAUCAGAGGAGGCGCAAGGGGAGGCAGAGGAGGAAGACAGAGAGGUGGACAAGGUAAUGGUAGACUUAAUAAUGACCAACGUCCCCAGAGUGAAAGAUGGACAAAACCUGGAAGUGAUACCGACUACCCAGGAAGGGACCGUGGAACUGGUUUUGGUCGGCGACUCCACAUCCCUACUUCUAACAGAUCCACAGAUGAGGAGAGGCAGGAAAGACUACUUGUAGAGACAGACACAAGAAAGUCUUAUCAAGGCAGCCGACAGAAGAAGCCCAAUAAAGAGAGGCGGGAGGAGAACCAGGCUGCUGGAGAAGACAAAAGGCCUGUUGGGCCUCGUGACAAUCCAGAACAGGAACCUGACUGGAGGAACCACAAGGGAUGGAGAGGUGGAGACCGGCGCAUACAGCCCAAUAUCCGUGGAAAAGGACCUGUGCCCACCCAUGGGAUUCAGGGUAACUGGAGGGAAAGAGAGCCCACUCAGAAUAAAGAGGAGACGAGAAGUGUAGAAGGUGAGCUUGGAAGAGAGGACAAGUCAAACUGGAGUGGAAGAGGUGGGAAAGGGAAACGACCAUUACUGCAGAAUCCAGGGCUGAGGAGAGAUGGCGGUCUCGGUCGAAGAACAGGACCGGUGAAAUGCAUGGAGCCUCCCAAGAGCAAAGAAUCACAGACAGGCUGUCUAAUUGAGCAGCUAACAGAGGAGAAGUAUGAGUGUAUGGUCUGUUGUGAAGUGAUUCGACUCAUGGCCCCAGUUUGGAGCUGUCAGAGCUGUUUCCACUUGUUCCAUCUUAACUGCAUCAAGAAAUGGGCUCGCUCACCUGCAUCUCAAGCUGAUGAUGGUGGUGAAGGCUGGCGAUGUCCUGCAUGCCAGCAUGUGGCACUGAAAUCCCCAAAUGCCUAUACUUGCUUCUGUGGGAAGGUGACCAAUCCUGAGUAUCAGCGGACUGAGAUUCCUCAUAGCUGUGGAGAUAUGUGUGGAAAGAAAAGGAGUGGAGGGGAAUGCAAUCACCCAUGCAAUAUCUUGUGCCACCCAGGGCCCUGCCCACAGUGUCCUGCUUUUAUCUCCAAGUCCUGCAUUUGUGGGAGAAUGAGUAAGCAGGUGCGUUGUAGUCAGGCAGGACCUCUGCGCUGUGAGGAAGUCUGUGGGGCUCUGCUCAACUGUUCAGAGCACUCCUGUGUCCAGGUGUGCCACUCAGGGCAAUGCCAACCCUGCCAACUACGUGUCCAACAAGCAUGCUUCUGUGGUGUGGUAUUCAGGGAGGUUGCUUGCGGGACUGAUCGUGAGAGUUUUGAUGGAUCAGGAUAUUUCUCCUGUUUCAAGCCCUGUGGAAAGAUGCUAGACUGCCAGUCCCAUCGCUGUCAGCAGUCAUGCCACCCUGGGCAGUGCCAGCAAUGUCCACGCAGCCCCAGGCUGGUGCGCAGCUGCCCGUGUGGGCAGACUCCACUCUCUAAACUUCUAGAUCUUGGCUAUCCAGAGAGGAAGACCUGUACUGACUCAAUCCCCUCCUGUGGCAAGACCUGCAACAAGCCACUGCCAUGUGGGGAUGCCCAUUCAGUCCACCUGUGUGAAAAGCUCUGCCAUGAGGAGAGCUGUGGACCCUGCUCUUUGACCUCCAGUAUUCAUUGCAGAUGUGGCAGUAACAGCAAGGAAGUUCCUUGUGCAGCAAUUCAGUCUGAAAAAGACAUGGUGUUUACAUGUGAGAAACGCUGCAACAAGAAGCGCUUCUGUGGCAGGCACAAGUGUGGAGAGUUGUGCUGUGUGGAUGUGGAACAUAAAUGCAUGAUGAUUUGUGGCUACAAGCUCAACUGCAGCCUGCACCGGUGUCAAGAGCUUUGUCAUCGUGGCAACUGCCCGCCUUGUUGGCAAACCAGUUUUGAUGAGUUGGCGUGUUACUGUGGGGAGACUGUGCUGUACCCGCCCAUCCCUUGUGGAACCAAACCUCCUGAAUGUAAAAACCUGUGUACACGCAGACAUGAAUGUGAUCACCCAGUGUUUCAUUCCUGCCAUAGUGAAGAGAGAUGUCCUCCCUGUACCUACCUUAUCAAGAAGUGGUGCAUGGGUAAUCAUGAGCAAAGGAGUAAUAUCCCAUGCCACCUGCAGGACAUCUCAUGUGGUUUACUAUGUGAUAAGCUUUUACCCUGCGGUUCUCAUCGCUGUAAGAGGAUAUGUCAUCGUGAGGAAUGCCAGGCAGAGGGAGACUGUAAGCAGCCAUGCGCUUAUCCUAAAUCUGACUGUGGGCACCCCUGUGGAGCUACCUGCCACACAGGCACCCCCUGUCCACCUACUAUUUGCAGUGCCAAGGUGGCACUGCAGUGUGACUGUGGCCGUAAGAAGGAGACAGUGCCUUGUGCUGAGGCAGCCAGUUCCUACCAAAGAUAUGCAGCUAUUUCCAUGGCCAGUAAGCUGUCAGAUAUGCAGUUGGGAGAGUCAGUUGACAUUGGGCAGCUCACAAACAAGGAACAGAAAAAGGCCAGAUUGGAGUGUGAUCAAGAGUGUGCUACACUGGAGAGGAACAGACGGCUGGCUGAGGCCCUGCAGAUUGACCAAUCAGUGGAUCCCUUCAACAAAUCCACAUCCUCCAAAUAUAGUGACACUCUCAAGGAGAAAGAUUUCAAGUUUGUCAGUGAAAUUGAGGAGGAAGUCAAGAAUUUAGUUGAGCUGGCCAACAAGGGCAAACAGCCAAAAAGGAGUCACUGUUUCCCACCUAUGAAGCGUGAACACCGGAGAAUUAUUCACGAGUUAGCCGAGGCAUACGGUGUGGAAAGCGUUAGCUAUGAUAGUGAGCCCAAGCGUAACGUAGUGGUCACUGCCUCUAGGGGAAAAUCUGUGUGUCCUAACAUUAGUCUGACUGCUCUGAUUGAAAGGGAAACUGUUGCCAGAGCCCCUCCUCCCAUUGCCCACAUCAAACAGCACAGCAAGACCGACAAUAGCAACACUUGGAUGAAACCUGCUAAAGAGGAGCCCACCACUGAUUAUUUUGAUGUGCAGGAUUGAUAAGAAAUUUAGAAAAAUCUUUGUAAUCAUCACAUUUAAUAAAACUGCAUGUUUGCCUGGUAGUACAAAAACUUUUUUUCAUUAUAUCUUUACAGUUCUGAUGGAUAUUUACACCGUGAGAGCCUGAAGCUAUGAGUUGUAAAUGUUCAUUAGGAUUACCAAAGAACAACCAUUUAUGAAUAUAUUUAGUCUGUGAACUUGAUGUUGAACUUGAACGUGGGCAUUUAACUUUUUGGUUGGAAUCCCAUUGUUCACUAAGUGGAUGUCUGGUUAGACAAAACCAGAAACUGAAGGACUUCUGCGGCUGGACACACUUAACACAGCCCUU
Molecule: messenger RNA, 3703 nt
Organism: Myxocyprinus asiaticus (Chinese sucker)
Lineage: Eukaryota; Metazoa; Chordata; Actinopteri; Cypriniformes; Catostomidae
Product: transcriptional repressor NF-X1-like
Exons: 24
Coding region: 154-3375 (1073 amino acids)
Biological process (GO): negative regulation of transcription by RNA polymerase II
Cellular component (GO): nucleus
Molecular function (GO): RNA polymerase II transcription regulatory region sequence-specific DNA binding; DNA-binding transcription factor activity, RNA polymerase II-specific; zinc ion binding
Source: RefSeq, a predicted model, not a curated record